This is a messenger RNA of Lycium barbarum (goji berry), 936 nucleotides long. RefSeq names its product GTP-binding protein YPTM2-like. The transcript is spliced from 2 exons. Bases 1 to 402 code for a protein of 133 amino acids. The record is from RefSeq and is a predicted model, not a curated record. Gene Ontology annotation, molecular function: GTP binding; GTPase activity. NCBI's taxonomy places the organism in Eukaryota, Viridiplantae, Streptophyta, Magnoliopsida, Solanales, Solanaceae.
AUGACGAAUUUGAGCUUCUUGUACUAUCGCGGUGCACACAAAAUAAUUGUGGUUUAUGAUGUAACCGACCAAGAGAGCUUCAACAAUGUCAAGCAAUGGUUGAGUGAAAUAGACCGAUAUGCAAGUGAUAAUGUGAACAAACUUCUUGUUGGAAAUAAGUGUGAUCUCACAGCACAAAAGGUAGUUUCCACAGAGACAGCUCAGGCUUUUGCUGAUGAAAUUGGCAUACCUUUCAUGGAAACAAGUGCAAAAAGUGCCACUAAUGUAGAACAGGCUUUCAUGGCUAUGGCUGCUUCAAUCAAGAACAGCAUGGCAAGCCAACCGGCAAGAGCGGUUGCUGUUCAUCUUGAAAGGACGAAGCUCUGUUGCCUUGAUGAUGAUUCUGAUGUGGAGUUGUGGUGAAGCUGGCACGCAACAACACAAAGUACCACUUAACAAGCCUAGCCACAACAGACAAGAAUGGACAUCAUGAAAAAGAGAAAAAAGGAACAAAAGAUAGUGCAUGGUGCACUCACAAAACACAACUUCUUUUUAGAAUAUUUAGCAUGUGUUUGUAUUAAAAAAAAAAAAAAGAUUACCAAAAAGUAGAAUAAGAAAAUUCAACAGAGAAACCUCUUAACAGACAAAUGUAAUCAUGGAGAGUUUAUUUAUGUUAACUAUUCAGUAAGAGAUUUUUAUUUUACUUUAACUGUAUUGGCUUGGGGAACAUGGGCUAGACUUUUCUCUUGGAAUGGUCCUAAAUUAUGAAGAAGUUAAAAAAUAGAUAAAGUUUAAUUAACAUAUAUAAAUAUUAACAUAUAUAAAUAUAUAUAAUAUUUUAAAUAUGUACAUAUUUAUCGGUUCGGUUCGGUUUAGUUCGGUUUUUUUUAUGAGUAACACCAAACCAAACCAAAUGUUAUCGGUUUUUAAAAAUCUAAAACCAAACCAAACCAAACC